Messenger RNA from Amoebophrya sp. A120, 1744 nucleotides. NCBI's taxonomy places the organism in Eukaryota, Dinophyceae, Syndiniales, Amoebophryaceae. The record is from the annotation of a GenBank genome assembly.
AUGACGGAGGAGGUCGUGGAGUACGAGCUGCUAAACCCGGAGUUCCGGGCUUCUACGCAGGGCAGUGUGUUGGCUGGACACGGAAGGCCGGACGGGGAAGAAGAAGGAGGAGAUGCUGUGGCUGCCGGUGUGGUCGGUGCCGGCAGAAGAAGGUCUGCCGCAGACAACACACUGGACGAAGAAAGCCGUGCUGCUGCGGGCACGAGCGCGCAAGCUGAGGCCGACGGAAACACAAUUAUAGAGGUUAGCCAAGAUCAUCCAUCUGCCGCUGAUGAUCAUACCCAUGAAGAUGUCGCCAAAUCCGAAGUACCCGCGCGAAUGAUCGUGCGACCUACGUCGAGCGCAUCGGUGCAUUCUGAAACACGCCGGCCGGACGAGCCUGACAGCAGAAGUGUUGUUACGGUUGAAGAGCAGAGAAGGCUGGAGAAGGAGCGGAAAGCGCUGCGCGCGGAACGCAAGAAAUUGGAGCACGAGCGCCGACUCUUCGAAGAGUCGCGAAAACGCAUGCAGGCCGACCGGUUGGACGCGGAGCUUUACCGACGGCAGGUCGACGAUGACGAAAUGCGGAGUCGGACGAAGAUAGUCGAAGUUGUGGACAGCAAACUACGGGAUGACGACAAGCAACUGCGGGAGGCGGCCGUCGUCGCCAGACUAGGUCUCGGAGCGCUCAGCAACCAGGAGUUCGCUGAUCGCAGCGAACGAGAAGUCAGGAGGAAGGUACAGGUAGUUUUGAUCUGUUCUGUUGUGUACUGGAGAUGGUACUUCUCGGCCUCUACUUGGAUAAGCAAGAGGAUAAAUCAAGAAUCAUGCUUCCAAAACGAAGGUUAAGGAGCUGACGGACCUGGGCACCAACGUGAAAGACAAGUUGUCAAAGUGUUGGGCGGAGCUGCGCAUUGUUGAGCACGACGUGAAGCUGGAAGAGGAGAAAAACGCCAUAUCAGGGCUGAUUGCUAAGGAGCUCCGUGACUUCAAGGAGGACUGGCGAAAAAAGGCGCGCGAGGAGGAGCAAGCGAGUCUGCGCGCACAAACGCUGGAACAAGCGCGACUCGAGUCCGCAUUCCCAGUUUUUGUCGUUGGCGACGGUGACCCGGUCAAGCUGCAACGGGACAACGACGGCUUUCUCGACGAAGACGAGCGCUUCCUUGCUGCAAGUAUGUUUUUUUUAUGCCAACAGCCUUUCAUUGCUUCACCUUUUGCUUGCGACCCUUUCAUUCAACAUCAUUCUGUGCGCAGUUGCCCGCACUAGAACGCAAUGUACUUAUGGAUGCAUGGAGGUUUUAGGAUCAACAUCUUCCGUAGGUCUGCCCGUCGUGGAGGAGAUGAAGCGUGUGGCGCCAGCGUCUGGCCGCAGCAGAGCCGAUCUUCUCAGUAAGCCUGAUCUGAGCCUGAGUCCGGUCUACCAACGCGCUAACUCAGCCAUGAAGAAACAGCCGGAUUGGGAGGUGGACGCAGACGAAGAUGAUGAAAUUGCGUGGAUGUACGAAAAAAACGUCGGCCGGCUGGCGAGGCUAGACCGUUUGCUGUGAUAGGAUGAAUGCGCAUUCGCGAAUCUCCAAUCUGUUGACACGGACAACUUGAAUCGAGCAAGCGACGCACCUAGUGAACACAGAAAAAUUAUGAAAAAAGCCAACUUAAGAAAAGGUCGUUGGAGUCUCGCGGAGCGGUCGGCAGUAUUUGUGCGUGUGUGGAGCAUGCAGUGUCUACCGUGUUCGACUUCGAAGUGUAGUGCAUCUUUUCACUGUUC